This is a messenger RNA of Caenorhabditis sp. 36 PRJEB53466, 719 nucleotides long. The record is from the annotation of a GenBank genome assembly. Lineage: Eukaryota; Metazoa; Nematoda; Chromadorea; Rhabditida; Rhabditidae.
AUGGAACGACGCGAAACGUACACGACACAACAGCCCGACGGGACGUACGUGACGACGACGACGCGAGAAAAGACCAAGUACAAGGAGCAGAGUGUGUGGUCGUGUGCUCGCGGUCCCACUGACAAGUACUACUGUAUGGGACCGCACGGCAUUCUCAGGAUCGCCCAGAUUGUGAGUUUUUGUGGUGGUUUCAGUGCGAUUAAAUGUUGUUUCAGUUCCUGUGCGUCGUGAUUGUCUGUCUGAUCACCUCGGUCUUCGGUCCGGGACCGUUCAAAGGAGUUCUGUUCGGUCAGACGGUGCUUCUGGCGGCGGCAAGCGUUGCGAUGCUGCUCACUUUCAUCUUCCUCAUCGCCUACUUCUUUACCCUCCACCUCACACAUCUCGACUUCUUCUGCUGGAAAGAGGCCGAUCUCCUGUUCAACGCCGUCUGUGCCAUCCUUUUUGCGAUUCUCUCGAUUGUGGAGGCGUACUACUCGACCGGAAGUUGGUCGAAUAACUGCAACGACAUCGGAUCUGACGGAAUCAUUCACAACGGAUGCCGUAUUAUCUACGAAUGGGCGUUUGCUUCGGUAAGAUCAAAGUUCUUCACAAUGGAAUGAUUCAGCUGCAUCUUUCAGUUCCUCACGUUCAUUCUGGCGGUGCUUUACGCAUUGUCGGCCUUCAUUUCCUAUCAGAACCGUCAUUCGUUGCACAUCACGUCAAGAGAAGAACUGUACUGA